Messenger RNA from Fraxinus pennsylvanica, 1356 nucleotides. NCBI's taxonomy places the organism in Eukaryota, Viridiplantae, Streptophyta, Magnoliopsida, Lamiales, Oleaceae. The record is from the annotation of a GenBank genome assembly.
AUGCCUAUACCCAGACCAGUUUCUGGAGUCGUUUUGGAGACCCCGGAGCAGCAAGUGCUAGAAUCGGAGCAGUUGAGGAUGUUAAAGCAGAAGUUGGAGGAGAUUGGGAUUGCUGGAGAUGCUUGUAAGCCAGGGCAAUACUAUGGUUUAACAUGUCCAAGCUGCAAAGGUGGGGAUUCAGAAGAGAAAAGCUUAUCUCUUCACAUCACAAAAGAUGGUGCUGCAGCAAUGUGGACCUGCUUUCGGGCUAAAUGUGGGUGGAGAGGCACUACAAGGGCCUUUGCUGAUGUAAAAUCUACUUAUGCAAAAAUGAGUAGAAUAGCCAAAGCAAAACAACCAUUCAGAGAAAUCACAGAAGAGAGUCUGGAACUGGAACCUUUGUGCAAUGAGCUACUUGCAUAUUUUGCUGAGCGAAUGAUAUUUGGGGAAACACUGCGGAGAAAUUCUGUAAUGCAAAAAAGAAGAGGCAACCAGAUUGCUAUUGCUUUCACCUAUCGAGGAAAUGGAGAACUUGUUAGCUGCAAGUAUAGGGAUAUUACUAAGAAAUUUUGGCAGGAAACCAAUACUGAAAAGAGUUUUUAUGGACUGGAUGAUAUAAAGGGAGCUAGUGAUAUUAUCAUUGUUGAAGGUGAAAUGGAUAAGCUUGCAAUGGAAGAAGCUGGUUUUAAAAACUGUGUGAGCGUGCCGGAUGGUGCACCUCCAAAAGUCUCAAACAAAGAGCUCCCUCCCGCUGAAGAGGCAUCUCGCAUAAUACUUGCUACUGAUGGGGACCCACCAGGUCAAGCCUUGGCUGAAGAACUUGCCCGCCGCUUAGGGAGAGAAAGGUGUUGGCGAGUCAAAUGGCCGAAGAAGAAUGAUGCUGAAUCUUUUAAAGAUGCAAACGAGAGAACUUCUCAAGCUAUUGCUAAGGAGGUUGGCAUUACAUAUGGAAGGACAGAAGUGAUGCCUACAGGAAAAGCUAAUGCUAUUCUAUCAUUCGAGAAAGGUGGGAAAAUUGUUGAAGAAAGGGAAAUUAAUGUCAUGCUGAUUCAACCUGGUGAUGCAUUUAAAGUAAUUCUCGAUUCAAAGAUGCAUGUAGUUGAAUACACAGUUGAGAAUCAGAUUGAGGAAGAUGAAAAUGAAAAUGGAUCCCCUAUAGAUGAAAAGCAAAAUUUUGAGAAAGAACUGAGGUCAGAGAAUAUGAUUCCUGGUGAAGAUGCCAUAUAUCAUUAUGAAGAGGAGCACAAUGGGACAUGUGCCAUCUUGCACUACUUGCUUAAUCCAAGGAUGAUACGAAAUAAAGUCAUAGGAACUAUUGGCGAUGGUUACUUGUCCAAUAACAGGGUGACAGAUGAAUACAUGGAUCUUGAUCAGUGA